GUCUACAACAGAGGAAGAGGGCUCUUUAGUUAGUCUUCCGCUGGGUUGAGCAAAGUUGUAACGUGUGCGACUUGUGAACGGAAGAAAGAAAGCACAUUUGUGAGCUAAUCAUGCCGAUGUUCAUUGUGACCACCAACGUGGCCAAAAGUGAUGUGCCGCCGGGCCUGCUGUCCGAGGCCACCGAGGAGCUGGCCAAAGCUAUGGGCAAACCUGCGCAGUACAUUGCUGUGCAUAUCAAUCCUGACCAAACAAUGAUGUUUGGAGGAAAGGAAGAUCCCUGCGCACUCUGCUCCCUCCACAGUAUUGGAAAGAUCAGUGGUGCUCAGAACAAGCAGUACUCUAAACUCCUAUGUGGACUGCUCAAGAAACACCUGCACAUCUCUCCCGACAGGAUUUAUAUUAACUUUGUAGAUAUGGAUGCAGCCAACGUGGGCUGGAACAGCACUACCUUUGGCUGAGAUGGGGAUAACAUGCAGAAAUAUUUCUUUCCAGUAUUUUCCUACAAGUAUCAGCAUAGUAAAAACCGACAAAAUUAAAAAGCAGACACCUGGAAAUUGACUGGCCAAUGCAUAUUAUGUCCGAAUAUUUUCAUGCACUUAGCAGGAACCUUUAGAUUUGCACUGCACCUUUUCCAUUUAAAUGCAAUAAAGCAAACCUUGUGACCAUA
Monopterus albus (swamp eel) is the source of this 667-nucleotide messenger RNA. It is a transcript of the gene mif, whose product is annotated as macrophage migration inhibitory factor. The record is from RefSeq and is a predicted model, not a curated record. Gene Ontology annotation, molecular function: cytokine activity; phenylpyruvate tautomerase activity. The transcript is spliced from 3 exons. The coding region runs from base 111 to 458 and encodes 115 amino acids. NCBI's taxonomy places the organism in Eukaryota, Metazoa, Chordata, Actinopteri, Synbranchiformes, Synbranchidae.